Messenger RNA from Schistocerca americana (American grasshopper), 1061 nucleotides. RefSeq names its product prostaglandin reductase 1-like. Gene Ontology annotation, biological process: prostaglandin metabolic process. NCBI's taxonomy places the organism in Eukaryota, Metazoa, Arthropoda, Insecta, Orthoptera, Acrididae. The coding region runs from base 35 to 1039 and encodes 334 amino acids. The transcript is spliced from 3 exons. The record is from RefSeq and is a predicted model, not a curated record. Gene Ontology annotation, cellular component: cytoplasm. Gene Ontology annotation, molecular function: 15-oxoprostaglandin 13-reductase [NAD(P)+] activity; 2-alkenal reductase [NAD(P)H] activity.
GUGCGGGGGGCCCUGCAGUGCAUCACUGGCAGCCAUGGUGAAGGCGCGCAAGAUCGUGAUCGCCCGCGUAUUCCAGGGGGAGCCCCGGAUAGAGGACUUCCGCAUCCAGGAGGAAGAGCUGCCGCCCCUCCGCGAUGGGCAGAUUCUCGUUGAGGCCGUCUACAUCAGCGUCGAUCCGUAUCAGAGGGCGCUUAAAGACAAGCACCAAGUCGGCAGCACCAUGAUUGGAUCCCAGGUGGCCCGCAUCGUGGAGAGCCGUGCGGCGGGCUUCCCCGUGGGGCGGCACAUCGUGGGCUACUGGGGCUGGCGCGACCGCACCGUGGCCGACGUGGGGCCGGACACGCCCUACCUGCUGUCGCCGCCCAUGCUGGUGCCGGACCUGGGGCGGCUGCCGCUCUCCCUGUCCCUCGGUGUGCUGGGCAUGCCCGGCAUCACCGCCUACUUCGGCUUUCUGGAGAUCUGCAAGCCCAAACCGGGAGAGAUUGCCGUCGUCAGCGGGGCAGCAGGCGCUGUGGGCUCCAUAGUGGGACAGAUAGCACGUCUCAAGGGGUGCACCGUUAUUGGCUUCGCUGGAUCAGACGCUAAGGUGAAGUGGCUGAAGGAGGAGCUGGGCUUCCACCACGCGUUCAACUACAAGACGACUGACGCCAAAGAGGCGCUGAAGCGCGUGGCGCCCGACGGCGUCGACGUCUACUUCGACAACGUGGGCGGCGAGCUGAGCAGCGCGGUCGUCAACAGCAUGCGCAUGUGGGGCCGCGUCUCCAUCUGCGGCGCCAUCACUGGCUACAACUCGGCCGACCUCCCGAAGGCGACCAUCAUCCAGCACGCGGCCAUCUUCAGGCAGCUCCGCUUGGAGGGAUUCAUGUACAGCCGGUGGCACGACCGCUGGGAUGAGGGCAUCUCGCAGCUCGCGCAGUGGAUCAGGGAGGGGAAGAUCAAGUACCACGAGACUGUCACCGACGGCUUCCAGAACACUCCUAAAGCGUUUGUCGGUAUGCUGCAAGGCGAGAAUCUGGGCAAAGCUGUUGUCAAAGUGUGAUGGGCAUCGGCGUACCGGCAUU